Entrophospora sp. SA101 is the source of this 234-nucleotide messenger RNA. The record is from the annotation of a GenBank genome assembly. NCBI's taxonomy places the organism in Eukaryota, Fungi, Glomeromycota, Glomeromycetes, Entrophosporales, Entrophosporaceae.
AUGGCUUCAAACUUUUUAAGACAAAAUAUUGCACUUGUUCCAUUGCUUGUCGCAGCUAGUGGGGGAGUUGUCGUAGGUGCAGCAUACGGGAUUUACACACUAACAACAUGUCCUGAUGUGGUUUUAAAAAGAUUGGACGGACAACAACCUUGGAAUAAAAUCGAGCAACAUCAAAAUUAUAAACUUAUGACGAUCAAUAAAGAGUUUUUCAACGCUCGUAAAGAUAUAUUUUGA